This is a messenger RNA of Chlorocebus sabaeus (green monkey), 5591 nucleotides long. NCBI's taxonomy places the organism in Eukaryota, Metazoa, Chordata, Mammalia, Primates, Cercopithecidae. The record is from RefSeq and is a predicted model, not a curated record.
GCACUGUGGUAGUGAGUUUUUUUUAUGUUUUUGUUUUUGAGACAGAGUCUCACCCUAUCACCCAGGCUGACAGUGUAGUGGCACAAUCUUGGCUCACUGCAGCCUCUGCUUCCUGGGUUCGAGCGAUUCUCAUCCAUCAGCCUCCUGAGUAACUGGAAUUACAGGCACGCACCACCACGUCCAAUUCACUAUAUUGGUCAGGCAGGUCUUGAACUCAUGACCUCAGAUGAUUGCUUGCCUUGGCCUCCCAAAGUGCUGGGAUUAGAGGCGUGAGCCGCCGCACUCGAGCCUGUGGUAAAUUGUUGGAUUUGAAGGACUCAAGAGGCUCUGGUCAAUUCCAAAAUAACGCAGACGACUUCCAUCGCCUUCCUCCCAACCACUUUCAGCCCAAAGCAUAUUCGCAGGGAAUGGAUGGUGGUGUGGAGGGUGUGGAGGUGGGCUGUGGCUCUGGAGAGGGUCUUUGCAGGUGUGAUUUUCUCUAGAAGGAAAUGUCUCCUCGUGGACCCAGACUGCCCCCUGGUGGUUUCAAGUGCAGAAGUGACACUGUAGGCCAGAGGCGGCAGCAGUAAUGCAUCGCAGCCAUUUUAGGUGAGGAUUUCCUUGACUGUUAUUUGUUAAGUUCUUUGGCUGGGCCCUGGCCUGGGGGUACAAUGGACAGGUUUCAGGUAUUUUUUUCAGAAAGCUUCCAGUGUAGUGGAUACAGAAACUUGGGGAAGGCAGGGCUGAGAAGGAUCUGAGUAAAACUCGGUCCUUCAACACCAUCCUUCAGACCCUGGGUCAUGUUCCUUCGAGGUCCUGGUGGGAGGUAGACCAGCCUAGCCUUGUGCUCUUCCUGUAAGGAUAGGAUGGGCAUUUUCUACCAAUAGAAUUCUUGGAAUUUUCACACAGCCCAGCCUAGCCAAGUCCAGGGCUAUAGCCCAGAUAUACAUAAGUUAAGGUCCCAGCACUGGCACCCACCACAGGAGCCCCCUUACCUCUAUUACUCAGAAGCUUGUAGGAGGGGUGGUCCCCAGACAAGGACCCUGCAGAGGUGCAACCCUGCUUCCAUCCUGGUCAUAACUUUCACGUUACUAUUGCUUGGGAUAAUGUUAAAUAAAAAUAGCAGACACUGAGUUUUAAGUCUCAAGUGAAUGAAGGCAGAGAUUGUGAUACACUUGAGUUAAAGCAGUAAAGUUCUGUCAUUUUCUAUUCCUGUUGUAAACAUUUUCUUUAAUGUUAUUAUUUUUACUACUAAAUUAACGUGGCCUGGUCACGACCUUCAUUGGUAGAGUGCUGUUCCUCAACUCCACCGUUGCUCCUUUGGUCCAUUGAUCAUGAGAGCAUUUACCUGAAGGUCAUCAGACCUCGAAUGCCAACAGGUCAGAGGCAGUGGCCUGCAGUUACCACCCAGACUGUUCCAAUGCACAGAAUCGCUGUUUCCCCAACUCAUCUCCCUUCACCUAGGCUGCAAAUUGGAGAGUCCCACCCCUGAGCGGAACACAGGCAGCCUUGUGUGCUGUGCACCGCCAGGGGGUGGGGAAGUUCCCAGAUUGACUUCCUGGCUCCAGUCAUCCUAGGAAAAGAGUUCUCCAGUCGCUCCCCACUCCCACCCCUUCCCAUUCCAGGAGUCUAUUAAGGAGGCAAAGCAGACCUAACGGGUAUCAAAGCAAAGGAGUGAAUGGAGACUGGGAGAAUCUUCAACCUCCCCUCUCGGUAGGAGCUGAGGCUGCAUACCAGACACACAGUAUGUCGAUUUCCAUUUCUUCUUUUGCGCUGGGCCCAACAAAUGUUGGGGUGGGCCUUGCCCUAACCUGCUCGACCCUCAGAACCUCAGCUUCCUUUUCCGGAAAAAGAGAACACUCCUGCACUCACCGAACUGGGAUGGACCCGGCACCUGGUGCAUAACGGGUUCUGAGCUGCAAGGGAGACGAACGUGUUUGAGGCUCAGGGGAAACGCUCCAGCCUUUGGAGGUGUGUGUGCUUGCGUGUGCCUGUGUGUGCCAGUGUGUGCAGUGGGGAUUAGCUCCAACUCUUGCAGACACCAUCACGCAUGACGAAGCUGCUUCCCCUCACGCGGCCCAAGGCGCACACGCGCGAUCCACGGCCACGCCCGCACACACUCGACACACACAGGGCAUUCGAGGGUCCGGUUGCCAUGGCAAGCAGGAGCGCACUCGGCGGCCAGCUGUCUGACGUCACCAAGCACGGGGGCUGGGGCUCGGGGCUCGGCUCCGGGAGAGCUCGGGCGGGAGCCCAGAGAGAGCCGCACGGGGACCUCAAGCCAGACCCCAGCGUCCCGCCGCCACCUCGGCCCGGGCCCGCCCCGCCCCGGCCCCGCCCCUUUCCAGCCCGCCCCACCCCCUCUACGCCCCUCCACCCGGACCCCGCCCCCUGGGCAGCCCCCCCGCCCUCUCCGCCCGGGCCCCGCCCCCUUCCCCUGGCCCUCGCCACCGGUCCAGGGAGGGGACGGCGGGACAGGCGGGACCGGUGGGACCAGCGGGAGGGCGGACAGGGCGGGGACAUGGCCGCGGCGCCGGGAGGGUCAGCGCAGCCCGCUGGCCCCGGCGCGCGCCUGGGUUUCAGCACCGCGGACAGCGGCGUCGGCAUGAGCGGGCUACAUCCCGGCCCCGCUGUGCCCAUGAAGGACCACGACGCCAUCAAGCUCUUCGUGGGGCAGAUCCCGCGGGGCUUGGACGAGCAGGACCUCAAGCCGCUGUUCGAGGAGUUCGGCCGCAUCUACGAGCUGACGGUGCUGAAGGACCGGCUCACCGGCCUCCACAAAGGCUGUGCCUUCCUCACCUACUGCGCCCGGGACUCUGCUCUCAAGGCCCAGAGUGCACUGCACGAGCAGAAGACCCUGCCAGGGAUGAAUCGUCCGAUCCAAGUGAAGCCAGCUGCCAGUGAGGGCCGAGGAGAGGACCGAAAGCUGUUUGUGGGGAUGCUGGGCAAGCAGCAGGGUGAGGAGGACGUCAGACGCCUGUUCCAGCCCUUUGGCCACAUCGAGGAGUGCACGGUCCUGCGGAGUCCUGACGGCACCAGUAAAGGCUGUGCCUUUGUGAAGUUCGGGAGUCAAGGGGAAGCUCAGGCGGCCAUCCAGGGUCUGCACGGCAGCCGGACCAUGGCGGGCGCCUCGUCCAGCCUCGUGGUCAAGCUGGCGGACACUGACCGGGAGCGCGCGCUGCGGCGGAUGCAGCAGAUGGCCGGCCAACUGGGCGCCUUCCACCCCGCGCCACUGCCGCUAGGGGCCUGCGGCGCCUACACCACAGCGAUCCUGCAGCACCAGGCGGCCCUGCUGGCCGCGGCACAAGGCCCAGGCCUAGGCCCGGUGGCGGCGGUGGCAGCCCAGAUGCAGCACGUGGCGGCCUUUAGCCUGGUGGCUGCUCCUCUGUUGCCCGCGGCAGCCAACUCCCCGCCCGGCAGCGGCCCUGGCACUCUCCCAGGUCUUCCGGCGCCCAUCGGGGUCAAUGGAUUCGGCCCUCUGACCCCCCAGACCAACGGCCAGCCGGGCUCCGAUACGCUCUACAAUAACGGGCUCUCCCCUUACCCAGCCCAGAGCCCCGGCGUGGCUGACCCCCUGCAGCAGGCCUACGCUGGGAUGCACCACUACGCAGCAGCCUAUCCGUCGGCCUAUGCCCCAGUGAGCACAGCUUUUCCCCAGCAGCCUUCAGCCCUGCCCCAGCAGCAGAGAGAAGGCCCCGAAGGCUGUAACCUCUUCAUCUAUCACCUGCCUCAGGAGUUUGGUGAUGCGGAACUCAUACAGACAUUCCUGCCCUUUGGAGCGGUUGUCUCUGCUAAAGUCUUUGUGGAUCGAGCCACCAACCAGAGCAAGUGUUUUGGGUUUGUUAGUUUUGACAAUCCAACUAGUGCCCAGACUGCUAUUCAGGCAAUGAAUGGCUUUCAAAUUGGCAUGAAGAGGCUCAAGGUCCAGCUAAAGCGGCCCAAGGAUGCCAACCGGCCUUACUGACCUGCUUUCACCGACCAGCCACAGAAAGAAACGGAAGAGUGAGAAGAAAGGAGAGGAAAAGCACAGAAACGCUUGAGCAGCCCUUCCCAAAGGAGCAGCUGCGGACAGACGGAGGUGGAUCGGACCCAAGGCUGGUGCCUGGGGCUAAGGCCACUCUAAAGAUUGUUUUUAUCAAGUGGGUUGUUCUGUGCCUGCAGCAUAGAGCGCAGGCUGGCAGAGCAACUAGGGCUGGUGAAGAGUGACUGUCCAGGGGAACCAGCAGAGGGCGUUGGGGGUGCCAAGGGCUUCUCCGCAAGGGAAGCCCAGAUUCACUUCUUUCAAAAUCAUAUCAUUCCUUAGAGUUUAGGGACCAAAGGACUAUUGCUUUUUUAAGAAUAUAUAUAUCUAUAUAAAUUAAAACAAAGAAAGAAACAAACAAACAAAAAGACAAACAACAACAAAAAAAGACAGUAUAGAGUCUCAUAAAAGCUGCCUUUAAAUAUCCCUAGGAGACAGGGUGAAGGAGACCCUUGACAGCUCCAGCCUAGGCAGAGGGAGGCUGUGGAAAGAUUGUUCUGUGUCUCAUUCCCUCUGAAGCCACUCCCCGACCCUUCCCUUUUAAAAAUAAUUAAGGAUUUGAGGUCUAGGCUCAUAUGCAGGUAAUGAGAAAGUUAUAGAAGCAGUGAACCCACAAUCCACAAUCCUCAAACUCAGAGUGCAUCCCGGAAGAGGCCCCAGGCGGAGCUCAGGUCCGCCCUGGCCUUUGCCAUCCCAGGAGGCCCCCUAGCCAGCAGGAGUGGGACUGCCUUUCCUGUGGAACCACUGCUUCCCCAGGCAGGAAGAAAGAGGGAGUUCUGGCCACCUGAGCCUUUCCCUUGCCAAUCCAGGUAGACAGAGGCCCUGCCUUUGGCUGAGCUGAGACACCUCUUGUUUCCCUUCCCCUUGAACCAGUCCCAAUGUCCCCUUGCUCCAGGCUACCUUCUGUCUCUUAGUCUAAGUUUGCCCACCUGUAAAGUAGAUUCAGGAUAUCUGUAGAGGGCUGUGACAACAGACUUGGAAGGUUUGCUACUGUAUAUACUGCCAUUGAGAAGGGGAAAUUUUUCAACAUGUAGAAGCUUCAGAAUUAGAGGUCCCUCUUUACCCUGGACCUGAGAGGGAAGUAGAUGUUUUGUCAAAAUACUUCUUCAUUCCUUUAAAAAGUACAUCUUUCCUAUGCAAGAGUGUCUCACAUGUGCUUAACCGAGGUGCUUCUAGUUGGUGAGCAGUGUUGAGCUUAGAAGUGGUGUGUGCUCUGUCUGUCUGUCUUUGUCUGUCUGUUGUAUACAGUGGGUGCCAUAUAAAGCUGAUCAAUGGUGGUGCUUCCUGCCUGCUUCUGUGAGAUGGGCAAAAGAUUCAGCUUAGAACACCAUGACUCACCUUGCCUUGGUCAGCCUUUCCUGGGCCUGUAGGGCCUUGCACAUAUUUUUCCCAGGAGGAUUUCCCCUCCACCCCACAGACAUGGAUCAGCUUAGUCUAAGGCCCCAGCUGUGUGGGGUCACUCUAAUCCCCAGAUGUUGCUGAGGCUGAAGGCCUCUGAUCUGAUAACAUGUCAUAUAGUAAAAGAUGUGGGGGUGGGGUUGGAGGACUCCUCCUUCAUAACAGUUUCUAAGAAAACUUGUUCCCACCUGUU